Messenger RNA from Mesocricetus auratus (golden hamster), 525 nucleotides. NCBI's taxonomy places the organism in Eukaryota, Metazoa, Chordata, Mammalia, Rodentia, Cricetidae. The record is from the annotation of a RefSeq genome assembly.
AUGAUAGAAUCAAUUCUCAUUUUAAGUUCAUUUAUUGCAUUGGGGUGUUUAGGCACAUCUUUGAAGCCUUCACCUAUUUAUGGGGGGAUAUGUUUGAUUAUUAGUGGGUGUGCUGGUUGCUUAGCGGUGAUAGGUCUUGGGGGGUCGUUUUUAGGGUUAAUAGUAUUUUUAAUUUAUUUAGGUGGAAUGAUGGUUGUAUUUGGGUAUACAACUGCUAUGUCAGCUGAAGAAUAUCCUGAAACGUGAGUAUCUAGUUGGUUAAUAUUUGGAGUUUUAGUAAUAAGUAUCUUUAUAGAGUUAGGGAUAACAUUUGUAACUAAUUACUAUGAGGGAGUAGAGGUAGUCUUGAAUUUUAAUAGUAUGGGUGGUUGGGUAGUUUAUGAUGGAGAUGAGUUAGGUUUAAUAGGAGAUGGGGGAGCUGGAGUAGCAGCUUUAUACAGUUGUUCUGCAUGAUUAAUAGUAGUAUCUGGUUGAACUUUAUUUAUGGGUAUUUUUAUUAUUAUUGAGAUUACUCGUGGAAACUAA